Austrofundulus limnaeus is the source of this 4486-nucleotide messenger RNA. RefSeq names its product fms related receptor tyrosine kinase 3. The transcript is spliced from 24 exons. Gene Ontology annotation, biological process: cell surface receptor protein tyrosine kinase signaling pathway; positive regulation of kinase activity; B cell differentiation. Gene Ontology annotation, molecular function: ATP binding; transmembrane receptor protein tyrosine kinase activity; growth factor binding. Lineage: Eukaryota; Metazoa; Chordata; Actinopteri; Cyprinodontiformes; Rivulidae. Gene Ontology annotation, cellular component: signaling receptor complex; plasma membrane. Bases 128 to 3151 code for a protein of 1007 amino acids. The record is from RefSeq and is a predicted model, not a curated record.
CAAGGGCGUCCUUAUUUGAAGUAAUACUUCCUCUCUUUAAAAGACAGUUGCACACAUCAUGCACAGAGUUUCAGCCACUGAUCUGAGACGGAGGAUGUGAGCCAGGCGGACGGGGAAAAAAAACACGAUGCAGAAAACGAAAUCUGCAGUAGCUGCAGCUGCCCUGCUGCUCUGUGCUGUGAAAGCUCUUUGCCCGGACGGUGUGGAGAAGACGGCCAGCGCAUCCAGUCCCGAGGUGGAAUGCCUCCUGGUGGCUAAUUAUCUGAAUAUGUCCAAUCCUGUCAUCUUGAGACUGGAUGAUGGAAAGAAACUCGUCGUCUCCCUGAAAGGCCUCGCUGUUAAUCCUGUCUGCCACUGGAAGAAAGAAAACAACCCAGAAGUGAAAAUAAAUGGGAAUGCCUCCACCGUCAUACCCCAGCUUUCUGGGACUGAUUCUGGGGAAUACAAUCUGACCUGUGAAAGUGAAAGUGGACCCUCUUUUUCAAAACUGUUUGUUCUUCUUGUGAGGAUGGGACGCCCCAGUAAACCAAAGCUGUCGCUCAAGUUGAAAGGGCCAGGCAGGUCUCCUGAGCUGAGGUGCGUCUCUGAGGGCAUGCCAGAGCCUAAAAUUGAAUGGUUUCGUGUCAAAGAAUCAGCAUCAGCUUUAUUGGCCAAGAAUGCUGACACACACAAGGAAGUAAAGAAGAUAAAUGUGCGUUAUGCGACUGGUUCAUUAUCAAUUAAUGAGUAUUAUAACAUAAUGCCAAUGUGUUGUGCCACCAACGCUGCAGGACAGGAAUGCACCUUGCUGAAUGAUUAUGUAAUGCAGAGUUCAUCAACAGAAAAUAAGGUUUUUAAUGUGACCACGAGCCCCGGUGACUCUUUACUGCUUCGCUGCAGAGCAGAAAAACGUUCAUUAAGUUGGGAAAAGAAUGACACAAAACAAAGAAUACCAGAAUGUGAAAAGUCACAGGAGGUGAUAUGCAUUAAAAAAGAUAAUCAUUACUGGACCCAGAUGUCGUACGUUUUCAUUAAAUCGGUCUCUGUGGAACACGCUGGCACGUACAUCUGCAGGAUCUCACCACACCAAACUACAACUGUUCAUGUUCAGGUCACAGAUGAAAGCUUCGUCUCUGCAACACUGCACGAACAGAUUGUGACGACCCAGAACAAAUGUUUGAAAGCAGAGGUGCUCUUCUACCCUGUUCUCAGCAUCUGCUACUGGGAAACUCCUGAUAGGCAAAUAAUCCCAUGCACCAGGGAACUACAUGUCUCAAAGCAAAGGUUUGUGAGUUUGUGUAAUUCACUCAUAUCAGGUCCUUAUAAGUUACACCUGGAAGCCGGAAAAAGUCAUGAAAUAAAAACCAUAAACGUUUGUGUUGUCGAGACACCUACUUUCAAGUUUGGAAAAGAAGAUGAUUUCAUUUAUUCUGAGACUGUAAUUCCUCUGCCAGCGAAUUUUACAUGGAGCAUCUUUGAAAACAACUCCACGUCAGAACUGAUGCAGGUGAAAGAGGAAACAGACUCUGAAGACGUCUGCAACAAGAAAAUCACAAAGUAUGUGGAAAUGGACAAAGUGUUUGGAAACCGCUUAAAGUUUUGUGUGACACUCACAGGAGAAAACGUUGCACAAGAAUUAAGAGUGUUCUGCAGCACUCCGCAACUUAUUUAUGAGCCACACACGGGCCAAUUCGCCUCAGUUGAUCCAGCAUCAAAUGACAAGUUGAUGAUGCUGUGGAAAGUUGGCAGUUUUGUUCUGCUUCUGGCUCUUGCAGUACUCCUUGUCGUGUUGAUGUACUAUGUCAAAAAGAAGAAACCACAGUAUCAGCCUCAGCUUCAGAUGAUCCAGAUGGUUGGACCAAAUGACAACGACUACAUCUAUAUCAACUUCAAAGACUUUGAGUACGACAUGAGAUGGGAGUUUCCCAGGGAGAACCUGGAACUGGGAAAUGAGCUGGGGUCUGGAGCUUUCGGCAUGGUGGUCUAUGCCACAGCUUAUGGUAUCAGCAAACCCGGAGUCUCGCAUCAGGUGGCCGUCAAGAUGCUGAAAGAGAAACACCAGUCCGUGGAGAAGGAGGCACUGAUGUCUGAACUGAAGAUGCUGACUCACAUUGGUCACCACAUCAACAUUGUGAACCUCCUCGGCGCAUGUACCGAAACAGGUCCCAUAUACCUGAUCUUCCAGUACUGCUGUCACGGAGACCUGCUGAACUACCUGAAGAAGAACGGUGACCGCUACCACAAGUGUGUGACGGACGCUUUCAACACAGACCGAUUCAGAAGUCUGUACCACAACCUGCAGCUCAAGAAAAACUCUAGUGAUCAGUUCCCAGUGGACAACUACGUUCCCAUGCACAGCUCCACCACGAGAGGUGAGGAGGACAGCGCCCUCCUCACCUUCACCAACGGAUCUGAAGACCCAGAAAUGGAUGAGACUGAAGAUGAGACUGAAGACCUGCAGGCGCUCACCUUUGAAGACCUCCUCUGUUUUGCUCUCCAAGUGGCCAAAGGCAUGGAGUUCCUUUCCUCCAGGAAUUGUAUCCACCGGGACCUGGCAGCUCGAAACGUGUUGGUGACGAAAGGCAGGCUGGUGAAAAUCGGAGACUUCGGUUUGGCCCGGGACAUCGACAACGACUCCAACUAUGUCGUGAGAGGAAAUGUGCAUCUGCCAGUCAAGUGGAUGGCACCAGAGAGUAUCUUUCAGGGGAUAUACACCAUGAAGAGCGACGUCUGGGCCUAUGGUAUUCUACUCUGGGAGAUCUUCUCACUGGGUGUCACUCCGUACCCUGGGGUGAAGGUAGAUCCCACUUUCUAUGCAAUGAUUGAGAGAGGAUUUAAGAUGGAGUGUCCAUACUACGCCAACGACUCUGUGUACAAUAUAAUGCGCAAGUGUUGGGCUCUGAAUCCCUCCGACCGCCCGUCUUUCUCCAAGUUGGUGUCCUUCAUGUGCGAUCAGCUGACAGACAGAGAGGAGAAGCUCUACCAUAACAUGACGGAUCAGGUUUUUGAUGACUACCAGAACGCAUCAACCAUUCUGGACAUUUCUGCCCUGACAAAACAAAGUGAAAACAAGACGCCAACAAAAACCAACGAUUACUGCAAAGCCGUGCUGCCCGAGGAUCCCAAAGUUUCAAAGUCAGAGGAGAAGGAGCUGCUGAAGCCAUCUGAUUAAGAGUAUUCUGCCUGUAUUUACAAAAUGAGUUAAAAAUUUACAUCAGGCAGUUUUUAAGAUCUUCUCAGUUGGAGUUUUGUGGAAAAGUUAUGAAAACUCAUUAACUUACCUGACAGCAUUUAAAACAAACUCAGUUUGGAAAACAUGCUCAUUAAUUAGCAUGACAUGGAUAUUAAAAUAGAUAUCUGUCACUAUUUGCACCAAAAUUAUUUAUUUUAAGACAGCACUUGAGUCUGUCUGCUCAGACCAGCUGUUAGCUCAUCUGGUCAAAUUUAAACUAUUUUUUCUAAACUGAAGUAAUUUAAAUUGAAUUUUUUUUAUUUUAUAUCAACCUUUCCACAGACUAUCUCUUUAAUAAUUUUCUCAAUAUAUUUAUCAAAAGGAUGUGCUUGCCCUAUAUUAUUUUACAAAAAUGACCUGUUUUAUAUUUGCAUUUUGGGUUGAAUACAAGAUGUAGCAUUUAUUUAGCAUCAUUUAGCAUUUAUAUAACCUAAGUUGAAGUUGUGAUAAUCUUUUUUUAUAUGUGUUUAUAUGAAUAUGUGUGACUAAAAUGGGAAAAACUAUUAUUUCAUAGAGGAAUCCUGUAUUCCUGAUAUUCUGCUGCAAGUUAUAGAAAGGUACAAGUUUUUAUAUGGUUAAAGUUUUGUAGAAAAUGAUCAAAUUGUAAAUAUAAACAUUUCAAACAUUACAGGAAGCAUUUAAAACUUUUAUGUAUUUAUAUAUUUUAUAUUACUUUAUAUGUUGAUGGAUUUAUUUUGUCUGUAUUUUAUUUUAUCUUAACACAAAUAAAAAAAGUAUGCAUUAGUAGCUAACAAUAUAUUCACUGUAAAUUGGUGACAAAACUGAGCUGUUUGUUUUGUCAGAUUUUAUUUUAUUUGUUCCUACUGAUGAGAGAAAAACUUUACUGUAAAAAGUUUUAAACAACCAUUUAUUUAUGAUUUCCUGUUGCAGCAAUUCUCCAGGAUUUCAGUUUUUAUUUAAAAAAAUUGCAGCCUUUUACUCAUUUUUUCAUCUCAACUGUUUGUAUUUUGCAGUAUUUUCUUUUAAAGCCUGAGAAAACUUUUUGAGAAGAACAAAGAAAAUUACAAAAUGCAAAUUAUCUACAGCAGAUGGACUGUAGUCAUCAUGUUUUGGGGGUGUUUUUUAGAAAUGAGGGUAAAAAAAGAAGCAGCAAAGGUCACUAAAGUAUUUCAGUCAACCUGUUCUUUUAGGUCCAUUUUUAAUUUUUAUUUUAUUUUAUUUUAUUUUAUUUUAUUGGUCCAUUUGGAAACUUUUUUACAUAUAAAGCCAAUGUUGAAACAUCAUUUAUACUCCAAUAAAUCUAUUUUAUUGUCA